Aspergillus steynii IBT 23096 is the source of this 2203-nucleotide messenger RNA. Its product is annotated as WD40 repeat domain-containing protein. The record is from RefSeq and is a predicted model, not a curated record. Bases 171 to 2003 code for a protein of 610 amino acids. The transcript has 4 exons. Gene Ontology annotation, cellular component: mRNA cleavage and polyadenylation specificity factor complex. Gene Ontology annotation, molecular function: protein binding. NCBI's taxonomy places the organism in Eukaryota, Fungi, Ascomycota, Eurotiomycetes, Eurotiales, Aspergillaceae.
UGCACGCCAUGUCGACUCCGUUUUAGCGACUGAUUCCUUCUUACGCGUGUCUUGCUCUUGCCACUAUCUCCGACUCUCGACCCCUGUCAUGAUCGCAAGCUGCUCCGAUUUCCCCGUCAGCUAUCUUCCCUCCCUUGUGAUUUAGAUACGACAGCCCCGGCUCUGUUGCGAUGGCCUAUUACGAUGAAUCGGGCGGUGAUGCCCCGCCAUAUUCGAGAGGGCAAAAGACCUUCGAAGGUGGAAUGGCUGGCCCGCGACGACCAAGACUGGUCACGGAUUAUAGCUCCUCGCUCGUACAAUGGAUGCGCACACGACGACCGCAAUACAGGGGAGGUCAUCGGAUGGAGGUAGAACGGCCAAGUGCAAGCUAUGUGGUGGAUAUGCUCCCUCCGUUGGCGCGCGUUCAUUCUCCGGCAGACACCAUUCCCGUGCGCCAUCUACAUCAGUCGAUCGGAAAGUCGAAAAAGCCGAUUACCGUGGUGCGAUGGACCCCCGAAGGCAGGCGUCUCUUGACGGGUGGACAUACUGGAGAGUUUAUGUUGUGGAAUGGGACGGCGUUCAACUUCGAAACGGUGAUGGAUGCUCAUUAUGAUCAACUGCAAGCGGGAGUGACUUCUUUGUCCUGGUCGCACAGCCAUGAUUGGCUGAUUUCCGGAGGACAGAAGGGUGAUGUGAAAUAUUGGCGACCGAACUUCAACAACGUGGAAACGAUUGACGAUGCGCACCAUGAUGCGGUGCGAGACCUGGCAUGGUCCCCCAGCGACAGCAAAUUUCUCACGGCCUCCGACGACACGACCUUGAAGAUCUUCGACUUCACCUCUCGAACUGCCGACACCGUUCUUACCGGCCAUAACUGGGACGUCAAGUCCUGCGAUUGGCAUCCUACCAAGGGGUUGUUGGUUUCGGGAUCUAAGGACCACCAGGUUAAAUUCUGGGACCCACGCACGACACGAUGCUUGACAACACUGCACAGCCAUAAGAACACCGUGACUGCCACGAGGUUCUCGCCGGUAAACAGCAAUCUUCUGGCAACGUCGUCGCGGGACCAGACCGCAAGGAUCUUUGAUCUACGUAUGAUGCGGGACAUCUGCAUUCUUCGGGGCCACGAGAAGCCGGUCUCGUCUCUCACGUGGCAUCCAAUUCACACUACACUGGUGUCGACAGGCAGCGAGGAUGGAUCGCUGUACCACUGGCUGCUUGACGAACCUAACAUGCCGUCGGGUCAAGCGCCCACGGUCGCACCGUACGACAGCACCGAUCCCGCCAAUACGCCGGCGCAAGUGAUUCACCCGGCCCACAAGGUCCAAUAUGCGCAUGGCGCAACGAUCUGGUCUCUGGACUGGCACCCGCUUGGACACAUACUUGCUUCCGGUUCGAAAGAUAAUUUCACGCGGUUCUGGUCUCGGGCUAGACCCGGCGAGACUAGCUACAUGAAGGAUAGGUUCCACAUCGGAGAAGACGCCGCGGAGGCUCAAGGCACGUGGAACCGAGGCUUUGGAAAGCGACAGAUGCGGGAGGAAGAAGAACAGGAGCUGCAGGACGAGGCCGAAAGCUUGGUCGAUCAGAGAAAACCUGCAGGCUCGUUUCUUCCCGGGAUACAGAGCGCACCUCCGGGAAGCGGUCCCCAGAACGGGCCGGCGCCAUUGUUACCUGGCAUUGGCGCUCCCCAACCGCCGCCGCCGCAGGGUGGGAUGCCAGCCGGAAUGCCUCAAAUGGACCCUGGCCGUUUGGCCGCGCUGCUGUCUACCCAACAGGCGCCUCAAGGAGGCAAUUUCCCUCCAGGUGCUGGAAUACCUGGAUUCAGCAUGCCUCCUGCUAUGCCGGGAACACCGCCUGUGAACGUCGACCUUGCAGAGCUACAAAAGCAGCUGCUUUCUCAAGGCGUCUCUUUGCCCCAGAAUUUCCCCCCUGCGAACUUUGGUCCUAUUCCUCCGUCCAUGGGCUCAGGGGGUCUUCCUGGGUUGCAAGGUGGUGGCUUUCCGGAUAAUGGAUAUGGAAGGUGAUGCCUCUCGGGUUUCUGUUCGAUUUUACUGACAAUUUGUCCGGAGAUAUUGGCGUAGACGUAGGUAGCUUUUGUGCAGGAUUUUCAUUUCUUGCCUUUUCCCUUUUGCAUGGCUUUCAAGAGCACCGGAUUCUUCACUGGAUGUAUUAUAACUCGGAUAUUAUAAGGUUAUUAGGUCUAUACAAUAGUACAGACACCAGC